UUUGGCUUGUCUUGUGAUUUUGAAUCGCUUUCUGUCUCUGUUAACUUUCAUUUCAAAUUGCUUACUAACGGUGUUAACUUAUUUUCAAGUUUUUUGACAUUUACAUCAUUAUUCAAAAGCUUAGUUCAAGAGUCAUUUUAUUAAUUCUUGUAAUGGUUACCAUGCUUGGUUAAAAUUACGGUGUUUACUUCUUUCUGUUGCCUUUUCUUCACAAGUCUUCUUAUGCUUGAAAAGGCUUUUUACUGUUAUUCAAAAGACAAUACUAGGGUGUCAAAAUGGUAACCAUGAUUUCUCUAUUAUCAUCAUUGUUAACCAAUAUCAUCCUAAUGGUUAUUAUUAUCAACAUGAUUAUGGUGAAAAGAAGGCUAGGUAAAAGUUGAAUGACCCUUUGCCAUCUUAACCUAUUCAAGUUUUGAAAUUGAAAUUGACCAUAUAAUAUGAAACAAUUGGAAUGAAAAUUUUUUUAGAGGCAAACCUUCGACUUGAGACAUCAUUGUGUUUUUGCCUGUCAAUUGGAUGGAAAUUUAAUGUGAAAUUGGAUCGAAACAAGAAAUUGUAUGUUACCAGUUGAAACCAUCUAAUUUAUGUAUACCUUUGGAAGAUGAAAUAUUUCAAUCAAUUCAUCAUGUCAUUAAUCAACUUUUUCAGUGACUAACUAAUCAACUGGCAACAAGUUAUUAUAAUAUGUUACAAUUUUUGAUAGUUUUUUGUUUACCAUUGAUAAGUCUUGGUUCCAUUGAUGAAUCAACCGACAUUAACAAAAGUAAAAAGAUUCAAAUAGUCUACAUAAAAGUCCCAUUGGUGACCAAUAAACUGCGUAACAAUCAAAAUGGCAAUUCUGGAAACAAUUUGAUCAACGACCAACCAAACGGAGAUAAAUCAAGCUACUCGAUGAGCCAAGGUAAUUCGGGUAACUCUGGUAAAGCCUACAUGAGCAACUCUGGUUACAAUGGUCCACCUCAAACUGGCUCUGGUUUCAUUCCCAAUUAUGAUUAUCCUUCAAGUGGCUUAAACAAUCAAGGUUCAUCAUCUUACACUCAAUCAGGUUCAUUUAGCCCAUUCACGUCCAGUUCAAACAGCUAUAAUGAUGUCUCAGGAAACAACAAGAAACCUUUAUUCAGCAGUUCAUCAUCACCUUCAUACGAUCAAUCCUUACCUCAUCCCAAUUCAAUUGUUUCAACAUCAGCUGAUUCCCAAAAACAACACAAGCCAGCCUUUCCCUUUCCCCUUAAUCUCAAUGGUCCAUCCAACUCUGGCUACUCAGGGCGAGGAAUCAACAUCAACAAUGGUCAAACUCGACCCACAGGAUUCCAAGGGUUUGAUAAAAACUUCAACCAGGAUCAACGAUUCAACCAAGGACCAAUCAACUUAAACACUAACCAACAUAACAAUAAUAACAAUCAUGUUAUCAACCCUGUUAAUACCAAUAAUAUGAACAAUCCGUCCGGCAAUGCAAAUUUCGCCUUCAAUUAUGGCAACAAUUACGAUAAAGGUCAACCCUUUAAUGGUCCAUCACUACCUUUAGGAUUAAUGGGAUCAUCCAAUGGCUUUAUGAGCAACUUGAAACCUUCCGAUGGACUUGGUAAUUCAAAUGGAUUGAUUAAACCAAUGGGAUCCACAGGAAAAUUGAUGAAACCAGGAAAUCUUGAUGAUGGUUUAGGUUCAGCUUACGGUGCAGCCUCAACCGACCCAUUGCCUUAUGGUUCCAAUGAAGCUGGUGAUCCAAUGGGUCCAAGUUACAACCCAAGUGACUUCUUUGGACCCAGUGCGACAAGUGGUCUUGAUACAGGUCUUGAUGAUUUUACCGGUUUCGGUGACAUGACAUUUGAUAAUGACGCACUUCUUAACUUUGGAGGAAUGCAACCUUUUACUGGUGAUUUGGGAAUGGAAGCAAAUAAAAAGAAAAACAAAGGUUAUGGUUCAUUCAUGUCAAGUGCUCUUUCUGGUUUAGGAUCAUUCGGGUUUCUUUCCGGCGGUGGAUCCAGUGGGUCUAAUGGACUAACUUCAAAUUACAAUCCAAUGAAAGGAAUGGCCGUAGCUAUGAGCAAUACAUUUCCCUCCUUUACGGGACCAAAGCAACAGGUACCAAACCAUGGUCAAUCUGGCUCAGGCUCUUCAUCUGGAGGAUCAUCUUCUGGUUUUGGAGGAAUCCGGACAAGAUUAACUAACCUUCUCACUGGAAGGUUACCAAGUUUAAAUUUUGCCUCUCUAACGGGCUUAGGUAGUUUAGGUGGUCCUAGUGGUAUGACAGGUUUAGGUGGUAUGAACAGUGGUUUAUUGGGAUUAUUUGGUCUCUAACCAAUUGUUCAAUUGUUACAAUCAACCUCUAAGAUAAUCAAAAUCAAAUUAGUAAUUUUCAUCUUGUUGCCUUCACUUAUUUUUUUCCCCAGUAACUUUGUAAUUGAGGACCACAUUAAUUGAACUUCAUCAAAAAACAAACCCAUCUGUUUGGCUUAAUACAAAAUCUCAUCCACA
Messenger RNA from Tetranychus urticae (two-spotted spider mite), 2475 nucleotides. RefSeq lists its product as uncharacterized. Lineage: Eukaryota; Metazoa; Arthropoda; Arachnida; Trombidiformes; Tetranychidae. The record is from RefSeq and is a predicted model, not a curated record.